AAAAGAAAAGAAAAAGAGGGAAGAAAAAGAGAUUUUUGCCAACGACAUUCUCUGUGGGCUUCUUCAUCUCUUCUUCUUUCACCAUUCUCCUCGUUGUACUCACAGACCCAUCGGCGUCCCCCCAAAUCUGAACGUCUCUUGGCCGUCCCCGGCCUCCACCUCUCUCUCUCUCUCUCUCUGGUAGCCUCAUCUGGUGGCGCUCGGUAAGCCUUCACUUCUGGCAGGGUUUCACAGCAGCUACCAGGUGACGGCCAUAUCACUGUUUGCAGAUUCUUGUAGUGUGGGAGUACAUGAUAGUCCAGAGGAUGUAAUCACCAUGAGAUGAAAAUGAAAGGGAAGUGUAGACUAUGGUGGCCCAAGCAGCAUUCACCAUGUGAACAGUCCUCGUCCUAUCUCUUGUUUGGAUGGUUUAUACCUUCUUCAGAUUCCCUUGACGUUGUUGUGGCAUUCACUUGUACUGAUGUUUCACUAUCUAGACUCCAAUGUGAUAUCAAGGUGCAACGUUCUUCUUUUCUCACUGUUGUUACAAGUUUUUUCUGCAGCUCGAUAUUAAUAGAAGUGUUUAUCAAUUCAUCACAAUUUGUGGAGAAGUUGAAUUGGUAUAUUUUAAAUUUGUUUAUUGCGAUGCAUGAGGGAGAGUUGUUAAUAAUGCUCAUGUGGGACAGUUGAAUGAUGGAAAAAAAAAGUAAAAUAAUGGACAUAUAGGAAAAAGGAUGGACAGUUGGGGGUUAUUUGAUCUACAUUCAUCUUUUGGUUUCUUACAUAUGUACAAGGGCAGAACCCAACAUCUUCGCGAUAAAGGUUGAAGGACAAGAUUUUACAUUCUACAUAUCUUUUUUAAUCUAAGAUGAAGAAAUUAUCAAUGAUACAGACAGCAACAUGCCUGCAAUUUUGCAGGAUAAGUCAGUGUUUUCUCUACUUGGACAAUGUGUUCCAAAACUUUGUAGUGAUGGAGUUCUUUCAAGCGGUCGAAUUAAUGUAUUGAAUGGAGAAAAAAACUCUUGUUAUCACUAUGAACAUGGAAAGAAUAGUGAGGUUAAUACUACAGACAGCUGUGGAAGACUCACCCCUCAAUUCCAUCAUUUAGGUGGGGUGUCAGAGCAAUGUAGACAAGUCUAUAGUAGAAACAGUAACUGGCUAUUCUUGGAAUAUGAUUCUGAUAAGAAGUAUGAAAACUCAGAAGUAUUUUGGAUUCCUAAAUUGGACUACCUUUGUUGGAACGGGCAGAAAGUGUCUAAUUGUGAUGUUCACGUUAUAAUUUAUGAUUCUCCUGUAUAUAACUGCCAUCAUUUCUCUUUGCUACCUUCAAGUUCUCGCGAACAGGAAAGUUCAUCUUUCAAGAAACCAAAGUGGGUUGAUGUACUUAAGCAAAAGGAACUGAGCUUUGACUUGGAUACAGUCAUUUUGGCUAUCAACUGUGCCACAGCUGCUAAAAGACCACUUGAAAGACAUUUGCAUACCAAAAGAUCUCCACAGAUUUCCAUUGUUGACAGGUGCUAUUCAUUCAUAUGGAGUCUUCUGGCUAUGUCUAUUGCUUCACUUUCUACUCUCUUCUAUAUGACUUUCCAGUUUUCUUAUAAACUUCAUAGUAUUGGAUCACAAUUGUGGAUGCCUAAUGUAGUUUCAAGAAUAUUCAUGACAGCAUGCAUAAAUGUCCGUAUUCGGUGUUGUCAAAUUUUGUAUUGGCCAAUUAUACUUCAAGAGCGUGGCAUGAGGUCCCUAUCGAAUGUUGAAUUUGCGGAGAAAUUUGCUUUACAGAAGCAUUCAAUGUGGACAAGCAUAGCUGCUGAUGUGUUGCUGGGAAAUGUGUUCGGUGUGGCAUUGUUAUGUUAUGCAGAUUUUACUUACUUGUUGAUUUCAAACCUCGCUAGGGAUAUCACAAAUCGCAUUCUGCGUUCAGGUUGUGUGUGGUUGAUGGGAGUGCCUGCAGGUUUCAAAUUAAACAUAGAAUUGGCUGGAGUUCUUGGCAUUAUAUCUCUCAAUGCAAUCCAAAUUUGGUCUACACUUUGGUUCUUCUUUGGUUUUAUAUUUAUUUAUGUCAUUAAAGCGCUUGCUAUAUUGGGGAUUCUUUUUGGAGUGACCUUGCCUGCUGGAUUGACCUCGGAUCUGAUAUCAAUAGCAACUUACCAUGUGUCGACCCUUCAUUGGUUUAUCUCUCUUAUAUAUUCAUCACAGAUACAGGCAUUAGCAGCCUUAUGGCGCAUUUUUAGGGGUCAAAAACAGAAUCCUCUUCGGAAUAGAAUAGACAGUUAUGACUACAUUGUGAAGCAACAUAUUGUUGGAUCGCUUAUAUUUACACCAUUAUUACUUCUUUUACCCACUACUUCAGUCUUCUACGUUUUCUUUACCAUUCUGAAUCAAUCUAUCAGCUUCAUCAGAUUGCUAAUUGAAGUUAUAAUUUCGGCUAUUCAUGCUACACCCUUUACCAAAAUUUUCCUUUGGUUGGUGAAGCGGAAAACUUUUCCUUCUGGGAUAUGGUUCGAAAUCAUUUCUUGCCACAUUAAUUCCACAGGUCGUCUGGACAGAAACUCUUCUGAAAACUUGGAUUUACCAACCAAGAUCUUGGAUCCUAGUGGGGAGAUGACCAUGAGGCAAUCUUCAGUUUUGGUUUCAUGUCUUCACAGCAAUUUAAUGGGCAUAGAAGAGCUGGUCCUGCCUCACUACAGAAAUAUUUUCUCUGGCUUCUCUCGGUCAAUACUUGCUUCUACUUUUCAUGGAGUCCUGACUGGAAGAAGAACGACAUCGAUGACAUUGAAGCUUGGCCUUCCUUCACCGAUGCCAUGGAUGUGUAUACCUUACAGAGAGUAUUGGCAUCUCUGCUACAGUUCGAUUCUUACAUGCAGGAAGCUAAGAUACUGUACUUCUUGAUUUGGUAUCGUGUUAAAUCUUAGUUUUAAGAGUUUGUUUUACUCUGAGCAAAAGUUUAGCAUUUUUUGAAGUUGAAUCUGCUUUCUCCAUGUAUUGGCUUCGUGGUAAUCUUUUGGUUCCUGACAUGAACAAAAGUUUUGGUCAUAUAUAGAAGUUGUAGAUUCCUGUUCAGUUGGAAAUAUGUGGUAACUAUUUGGAAAUUUAUUUUACCCUAGUAGUUUUAGGGGUGUCCAUUCAUCUCAUUGAUUUGAAGAAUUUUUUAGGUAGCUAGAUUUGUAGAUUGUAUUCGAAUUGAAUAGAUAAAUGAGGUUGAAAAUCUAAAUCUGUAUGGUUUGAGUA
Cucumis melo (muskmelon) is the source of this 3207-nucleotide messenger RNA. RefSeq lists its product as uncharacterized. Gene Ontology annotation, cellular component: membrane. The transcript is spliced from 10 exons. Gene Ontology annotation, biological process: GPI anchor biosynthetic process. NCBI's taxonomy places the organism in Eukaryota, Viridiplantae, Streptophyta, Magnoliopsida, Cucurbitales, Cucurbitaceae. The record is from RefSeq and is a predicted model, not a curated record. The coding region runs from base 880 to 2868 and encodes 662 amino acids.